UAGCAUGUCAGGGGCUUAUGGUAAUCUGCAGUAAAUUUGUUUCACUCUCAACAACCAAAAUUAUUUAAACGCAAAAAUCCUAAAUCCUCCAUUAUCAUGAAUAUCAGUACAAUUUUCAAUAAGUAAUCAUGGCAUUAAGUUUUCCACAUUAAACAUUUGAUAGUCGUAAAAUACACGAAAGAAUAAUUAAAUACCUCCAGCAAGGAAUGUUCUGAAGGCGCGGCCCCACAUGUUCCUCUCUACAAUGUUUAACAAACUUUUGUUAGGCAUUUUCAUCCUUUCCUUCUCAGUCAAAGAUGUAAAGUCUGAUGAACUAGCGUGUUUUACCACUGGAUCACAGUCAGCUACCAAAUGUGAGGCAGCCAUCCGAUAUCCCGUCUGCAUUAAAAAGCUCGAAGACGGGAAGGUGGUAAAGUUUUGCAAGGCGGUCGGUUACUGUUAUAAUCAAAGUAACUGUUGGGAGUGUAGGAACACGGGCUGCAAUGGGGCACACGCCGCGGGAAGGCUGGCUGUUUGGAUUGUAACAUCAGGUGUCACCAUAGUUCACAUUCUUAAAUACCAUAUCACAUGAAUCGAAUCCAGUGAGGUUUACAGUGGAACCCCGGUGACGGCGACCAUCCCGGUAACGCGACCACCCCGCUAUGACGACCAAGAAUCACCGGUCCCCGGUUCGUGUAUUGAAUGUAACUAACAGCAUGUGAGCAUGUGAGCAUGUUCUCAGCAGCUUGUAAGCCUAUGUCAAAUAAUUGAACAAGCCGAAUGUUUAACUUAUAAAAUGAAGCCGGUUUGCCGUCUUCUAAACGGCGGUUUAAAAGUUGUAGUCUAAAAAAUGCUGUAACUUUGCAUGUUCAUAAAUGAAAUGCACCAACGAUAGAUAAUAAGACUAGCACUACGUCUAUGGACAUCCAAAUAGAAGAUGAAUUACACUUCAACCACAACAGACGUUAAUCUGAAUUAACGAGGUGGAAACCAAAUUCCGUCUUUAGUCGGACGCCAAACCGUGGAAUCGUUAUCUUUUGCAUAAUUCAAUUAGCAUAUUGACAGGCGAGGUAAAUUUGUCACCGCUUCUUGGAG
Lineus longissimus is the source of this 1074-nucleotide messenger RNA. RefSeq lists its product as uncharacterized. The transcript is spliced from 4 exons. The record is from RefSeq and is a predicted model, not a curated record. NCBI's taxonomy places the organism in Eukaryota, Metazoa, Nemertea, Pilidiophora, Heteronemertea, Lineidae. The coding region runs from base 230 to 571 and encodes 113 amino acids.